GUUUAAUAAAUACAUUAGCUGCACUUAAAUACUGCGCUGUUCCAAGAGCGGCCUGUAUGUUACUAGUCGUCAUUAUGGCUACUCUGAAAUUCAAGGAUCCCUCACCUUACAUCAUGAGCCAACAGAUAGCACCGUCCGCCGAUUACGCAUACGCCAGGUACCUGGAAAACAAAGAAAUGGCGUCCAAGGAAGGUAAUCCACAAGAAAAGAUCCAAAUGGCUUUGUUUGGAGUUGGGAGGGCAGGGUCAAUACAUCUCAGUAACCUAGUAAAGAACCCAUGGGUGAUACUCCGGUACGUAGUAGAUGAUGACCAGACAAAGUGGGCUGCCAUCAAGAGUUACUGGCACCUCGACAACGCAGAAUUCCUCCUCAACAAGGACUCGGACAGAGUGUUUCAGGACACGGGUGUGGCUGCGGUGGUAGUGGCGUCCCCGACAGCAUGUCACGAGGAGACCAUUCUGGGCGCUCUACAGCAUCGGAAACACGUGUUCUGCGAGAAGCCUGUAGCGCACAGCAGUGCCAGUUCCGAGAACUGCUACCGGUUGGCGGCACACUACGGCAAGACACUUUUCUGCGCCUUCAACAGGAGGUUCGAUCCAGCGUAUUCUCUACUGAAGGAGCAGGUGAGGCAGGGUGAGGUCGGGCACGUUCAGACCAUCAAGGUGUGCAGCAGAGACUCACCACUACCCACCAUCGCCUACCUCAGCACGUCAGGUGGGAUCUUCCACGACUGCGCGGUCCACGAUAUCGAUAUCAUGUGCUGGAUACUGGGGGAAUAUCCACACCGUGUCACGGCUCAUGUUUAUGCACACACUCCGGAGAUCGCAGCCAUAGGCGAUUACGACACGGUUGCCGUGGUGCUUAGCUACCCGAGCGGGACUAUUGGCCUGAUUGACUCCACAUACGGCUACGACCAGCGACUGGAGGUGUUUGGACAGCGCGGAAUGCUAAUAUGCAACAAUGAACGUCCUAUGUGCGGCGUGGAAAGUCAAAUAGGUCUGCGGGGAAGUCAAGACCAGCCCAUCUAUUUCUCCUUCCCGUCUCGUUACCACCGCGCAUAUGUUAACGAGAUGGAACACUUCCUUGACGUGAUUCAAGGAAAAGACAAGCUGAAGGUUCUGGGACAUGAGACGCUGGCUGUUAGCAAAAUUGCCUCAGCCUGCGAGAAGUCUGCGCGGACCGGGGAGUCAGUGGAACUAACAUGGGGGCCCGACGAUUUACCUCCGAAAUGACGCCAAUAAAACAAAAUGGUGGCCGUUAUGACAGCGGCUAAGAAUUGAACUAAUAAUCUAGUCAGAAGCAUUUGUAUGUGCUUGAUCCCAAACCAUUUUACAAUGCCAUAAAUGCAUUAUUCAAAUUUUACAGAACGCCCUUUGAAGGCUUUGGAAGUUGGAAAUGUAAGGGGCCCCUACACAAAUCAAUAAACACUGCUCAAACAUU
Zootermopsis nevadensis is the source of this 1440-nucleotide messenger RNA. RefSeq lists its product as uncharacterized. Gene Ontology annotation, molecular function: nucleotide binding; oxidoreductase activity. Gene Ontology annotation, cellular component: cytoplasm. Gene Ontology annotation, biological process: NADPH regeneration. The record is from RefSeq and is a predicted model, not a curated record. Lineage: Eukaryota; Metazoa; Arthropoda; Insecta; Blattodea; Termopsidae.